CAUCGUAUAUAUUAAUUUAUUUUUAUUUUUUCUAAAAAAUUACCAUACUUUUAAUCAGUCAAUUUAAUUUUUAUACGUAUACGCACAAGAUUGUAUUUCGCGGAUCGGGUCUAUCUCAUCGACAAGAAGACUUGGCGUGGUAGGUUUUGGCAUGAUGAAAUGAAUGGAAUCAGUACAGAAUGAGAAGUUCAUUUGGGGGCUUUAUAAAUUACUUCUUAAGCUGAGGGAAGUAAUUAAUGGCUACGAGAAGUUGGUUCCAGAAGUUUCAACCGCGUGAUCGCUUGAGGGCAUCAAGUAAGAAGAAGGAUACAAUGGAUAGUGAAAGAGAAGAUUCAAAGCAGCUUUCAUCCGAGGAGGCCUCAAAUCUUACGAAACAGAGGGUGGCUGCAGCAAAGCAGUACAUAGAAAAUCAUUACAAGGAGCAGAUGAAGAAUUUGCAGGAGAGGAGAGAGCGGUAUGUCAUUUUACAGGCUCAGGGGCCUGAUGUAAUGGUUGGUAAAGUUGCAUUUGAAUUAUAUUCUUAUGAUAUGUGCUUUGAUGAUCUGAAUGCUCUCAAAGUAGUUGCUUUAAUUGCAGUUCAAAUCUUAAUUUUGAGGUACUGGAAUGAAGUGGUUGGUGGAACAAAACAUUCAAAACCUAUUGAAACUUUUUAUCUUGUAGUCGAAGCACUCGUGUUUCUUCAAGCUAAUGCACUAAAACACCAUGUUCCUCUUUGGAACAGCCUUCCAACUGGUUCUCGGUUUGGAGUUGACUUGAAAAUUCAGCAUUUCUGUCGAUUUCAACACUUGUGGUUUUCUGAAACUCCAGCAGACUCAGACAACCUCCGCAACUCCUCCUUCCGUCCAGAUGAAGAGUAUUUGUAUCUUAUAAUGGAAUAUUUACCCGGUGGAGAUAUGAUGACUUUACUUAUGAGAAAGGAUACCUUGACUGAUGACGUGGCCAGAUUUUACAUAGCGGAGACGGUUUUAGCUAUUGAAUCUAUCCACAAACAUAAUUAUAUACAUAGAGAUAUUAAGCCUGACAACUUAAUACUCGAUAGAUAUGGUCAUUUAAGAUUAUCGGAUUUUGGCCUCUGUAAACCUUUGGACUGCAGUACUCUGCAAGAGGACUUUACAGUUGGUGAAAGCCUUAACGGAACUUCAAGAAGAGACGAACGAUCUCAAGCUCCGAAACGUACACAACAGGAACAAUUACAACAUUGGCAGAAAAAUAGGCGGAUGCUUGCUUACUCCACUGUUGGUACACCUGAUUACAUUGCUCCAGAAGUUCUGCUAAAGAAAGGUUAUGGAAUGGAAUGUGAUUGGUGGUCACUUGGUGCUAUCAUGUAUGAAAUGCUUGUGGGAUACCCACCUUUUUAUUCUGAUGAUCCUAUGUCAACUUGUAGGAAGAUAGUGAACUGGAGGACACAUUUAAAGUUUCCAGAAGAAGCAAAGCUAUCUUUAGAAGCAAAAGAUCUUAUAAGCAAGCUACUUUGUAAUGUCAACCAAAGGCUGGGUUCAAAAGGCGCUGAUGAAAUAAAGGCUCACCCGUGGUUCAAGGGAAUUGACUGGGACAGAAUAUAUCAUGUGGAAGCUGCAUUCAUUCCUGAAGUCAAAAAUGAGCUGGACACCCAAAAUUUUGAGAAAUUUGAAGAGUCUAAUAUCCAAGCUCACACUUCAUCAAAAUCUGGUCCAUGGAGAAAGAUGAUUUCAUCCAAAGAUAUUAACUUCGUUGGUUACACGUACAAGAACUUCGAAAUCGUGAACGACUAUCAAGUGCCUGGAAUGGCUGAAUUGAAGAAGAAAAAUAGUAAGCCGAAGAGGCCUACAAUCAAAUCACUGUUUGAGGAUGAAACAGAAACAUCAGAGGCUGGUAGUCCAUCAUCUCAACGAAGCUUCCUGAAUCUCAUGCCUCCCCAUCUUGAAGCUCCAGAGGAGUGAAGUAAUAAAUUCUUGUAAGUUCCUUGUUUGGCAAUAUGCAUGAAUGCUGUACUAUGGGGUUAGUUCUUUCGUCAUGGAUGAAGAAAAAUGCCGUGCUCAAGCUAUAGAACUGCUUCUUGUCUCGUUUUUCUCUUUAACCGUAUCCAAGAUGUGAUGACUAGCAUAUCUGAUUUGUACCUAAAUUUUUUCAUCCUGUCUUCAAAAUCACAGCUGUGUAUAGAAGAACAUACAUCAAAGAUAGAUGAAAUUAUGUGUAAAUGAAACAAUACUGAACAAGAACUGUUUGAUUUCAACUUUUUUAUUAUUAACUGAACUUUUCACUUUGCAAUUGUUA
Molecule: messenger RNA, 2253 nt
Organism: Olea europaea var. sylvestris
Lineage: Eukaryota; Viridiplantae; Streptophyta; Magnoliopsida; Lamiales; Oleaceae
Product: serine/threonine-protein kinase 38-like
Exons: 15
Coding region: 237-1919 (560 amino acids)
Biological process (GO): intracellular signal transduction; peptidyl-serine phosphorylation
Molecular function (GO): ATP binding; protein serine/threonine kinase activity
Source: RefSeq, a predicted model, not a curated record